Messenger RNA from Trypanosoma conorhini, 3585 nucleotides. RefSeq lists its product as uncharacterized. The coding region runs from base 1 to 3585 and encodes 1194 amino acids. Lineage: Eukaryota; Euglenozoa; Kinetoplastea; Trypanosomatida; Trypanosomatidae. The transcript has a single exon. The record is from RefSeq and is a predicted model, not a curated record.
AUGCGUGGUGAGGCGUCGGAUCUCGCGGUUGGGCUUCAACGGCGCGGCUGCACCGCCGCUGCCCUCACGGAGGAGGCUUUGCCUCCUGCGCUGCGGCCGCGGCCCCGCUUGCCUUCGGCCAACACUGACGGUGCGCCGUCUGUCGUCCUUGUGGGGCCGGCGCCGCCGACGUCAUUUGCGCGGCCGCAGCGCGAGCACACCCCGGCGAGCGCCAGUGGCGUUGGGGGCGACAACGCAAUGCCUGGGCACCUGCCGCGCGACGAGGAGGCCUCCUUCCAGCAGCAUGCGACUCUGUGUGUUUCGCGUGCCUGUGAGCUGGGGAGUUUGCAAGGGGAGGUGGAAGUGGCGGCGGGACAGGCGUCCCCCGCGAUGAUGAGCAGGUGUCCCCGCAGCCCAAGCACGGUUGCCGGUCGAUACGAAGAGGCAACGGAGGCGGGUGUGGUCUCUGGGCACUUUUCCCCAACGUGGUUCUGCAGACUUCAUAGUGCGGCUGGAAGCGGCGUUAUUGCGAACCCGCGUGAUACGGAGACAAGUACCCAAAUGAAGCUACAAAAGGACUUGGAUGAGGCUGCCGUGUCUGAGGGCGGCGAUGGGCCACUCGUGGGGAAAGGCGUGUGCGAACAAUUACGGGAGGAGACCACAGAGUUUUCACCGGUUCCUCUCUGCCUCCACGACGGUAGACUGUUUGCGGAUUGCACAAACGUCGAUUGCCCGACAGGUGGAAAGCUGAAAGCACCCCUUGGGCCUGCUGGUAUGAACCGAAGUCUGCACGGCGUGCAGGAGGACAGACGCCCUAUUCAAUACCGAAAGUGCAGUUCGGCUGUUUCAUGCGAGGGGUUCAAACACGCACCAGAGGCCCAACUGUCUCCGCCCCCGCGUACUCCUCCGUCCUCGGUCAGUGUGACUGAAGGGGAAGGGAGUGAGGCGCCACAGACACGUGUACCGCACGAGGGUGACGUGUGUGGGGUUACCAGAAAACACUGGGUGUUGGAAGAAGGUCCUCGACACUGUGGGGAGGCGGAGGAGGAGCCUGUUCUUCUUAGCGUCCUCCUUGAUAGAGGCUGCGGAAAACGGUACGAGGAGGAAGCCGCCUUUUGGAGGCGCCGUUGUGCCCUUGCAGAGGAACAGUUGGCGAUGGCCGUUGGAGGGGAGUGCGCCCCCUGCGCCUUCAAUACAGCGCAGUCACUGCCGCAACGAUGUGUGUCUUCGCCCCCAGAGGCUGGGAGCCUUUCGCGGGCCUCUUCUUCACGUCCUUCCUGCUUAGAUGGCAUCCGCCUCGGGACAACGCUGGCCCCGGGACAGGGUUGCUCCGUGGCUCCCCAAGUGAGCGAAGGCAACGAGGCAAGGACGAAUGAGCAGAAUGGGGAAAAGGAUUCCAUACAAAUAGAAGAGCACCACGUCGCCUCCUCCGCCCGUCCAGAAAUGUCCAAUCAGGGCACGGCACCCAAGACGACGGCGGAGCAGAAGGAUCGGUGCAUAUUAGAAAGCGAGUGCGGAGUAAUGCCGAACACGCUAGAUCGCCUCCGCUCAGAGUGCGAGGCUCUGAGGGGGGAAUUGGCCGCACAGGUUGUCCGCAAUGAGAAUCUAGAAACGAGCCUUGUCGCGAAGGAGGAGCAGCAAAUGGCCCGCCGUGAGGAGUGGCUCACGCAGGAAAAAGAAUUGAGGGGCAAGCGGGAGAAGCUGGCGACUGCCUUGCGCCUGGUUCACCGCAAUCUCGCUAGCACAGCCGGAAAACUUGAGGAACGCGAAAAGGAAAUUCACGCCGCCAGGGCGCGGUGUUGCCUUCUGGAGGCCGAAUUAGCGGCAUCCAAGACGGAAGUUGUGGGGCUGAAGGAUGCCUCUGUGAAGCGUCUGGAGGAGGGACAGCGGUUACAGCAACAGUUGGAGCAACUCGAGGCGGAGCUGCGUCCGUGCGACACAGACACGAUGAGCACAAGCAGCAUUGCCGGCAGUGCCAAGACAGAGACAUAUACGGGGGACAAUAGAGACAGAACGACGUUGAGUGAUGUCCUGCGCGAGGAAACGGAACGACGACUGAGAGGUGUGUUGGCGGCCAUGCGUCGGGGCGAGGGACGCCAGGAGUGGAUUGUGUCACAGUUACUCGACACAGUAAAGGCUUUGGGGAGGGAGGACGUGGACAGAGACGUGUUAGUAAAGGUUGACAAGAAGCUUCAGCAAUUGGUGCAGUCGCUUGAGUUGCUGCUGAAUUUUGAGCUCGAACCCCCUCACAAUACGUCGGGCUUUCCCCCAGCCGAAAUUGGGCCGUCUGAUGCGCCGCUGGCUAUUGUCCCUGAUGCGGGCGUCUUCGCGGACCUCGUGGGUCGCGCCCAGGAGCUUGUGUCUCAGUUGGCGGAAUGGUCAGGUGCACUUCAGAGGCGCCAUGCGGAGCUGGUUGAAGAGCUCGAGGUUGUUCGUGCGGAUCGGAAUGAGUUAGUGGGGCAACAGAACCUGGGAGCGCAACAUCUGCAGCAGCUGUUACUUGCAGCUGAGCAAGAAAAGAAGCGGCUGACACUUCUUCUUGGGAGGCGUGAAGCGACGAUUCGGAGACUGAACGAGGAGCCGAUUUCUACCGGUGAUUUGCUCAAGCAGCCGGCAAGAAGUUGCCGGGACUGCCCUCCUGGGGCGGCGCAGGACACUGACGAGGACACGGAUACUUUGCAUGGCCUGCAUCUCCGCGAGUUGGAACGGGCCUUGCUGCACAUUGGACGACAGACGGAUGCCUUUGCCGAUUCCCUCCACGCCCUGCUCAUGGAGACUUUGGUGGCAGUGGCGCAGGCGCACAGGAACCAGCUGGCGCGGGCAGAAGCGCGUGGCGCUGCGCUGCAGGAGCAACUGCGGCACCUUUGCGAAGAGGGUGCGGCGAGGCAGCGAGCCCAGGAUGAUUCUCGUGCGCUCUUGCAGGCUCAACUCGAAGGUGUGCAGAAUGAGCUUGCCGACAAGAAAGGCGCGCUGCGCACACUCCUGCAGUUGAACUUGCGUCAAGGCGGGAAGCCGUGGCGGGGGAUGCGCGAGGAACGGCAAGAGGGAACGCCCCAACACUUGGUGGGUUCGACAAAAUCUUCUCCUCGACGCCUCGCCUUAUCGCCGCCCUUGGGUGAUGAGAAACGUGGCGGCGACGUUUCUACGGGCCUUGUGCUGGAUCCACCCCAUGCGGCUCUUCCCCAACGGGCUGCGUGCGCCGCGGCUGACGGGGCAAGGGGCUCCAGCAGUGCGGAAAGGACAAGCACAGCGCGAGGGUCACCAUCGUCGUUGGUGCCUGCUGCUUUCGCUGGGCAUGACAAACAGGGGCAACUUGGGCACCUCCAUGCUUCUCCUCAGCGGCCCCCUGGGAGGCAGUGUCUCUCUCUCCCAUACUCUGGAGGGAUUGCCCCCAACUCUUCGUCGUCGAGCGACGCUGCCGCUACCUCGCCGCCGAAGGGAAGUACUGAUAGGCACCACAGUUGUAGCUCCACGGUCCAGCGAGGUACGAUGCGCAAAUAUCAAGAGGUAUGGAUGCGCCAGGCCGAACUGAUGGGACUGUUGAGCGAUGAGAGAGGGCACGACGAAUCCCCUCAGUUAAUCGCUUUGCUUCGGUCAAAUAAGUAA